UUUAACGGAAAUUACCGAUCAAUUCUCGUACGGCCAAAUGCUGUUGAAUCACAAAUCGAAAGUAGGAACUCUUAUCUGGUAUUUUGGUGGCUUAUUGGUCUUGCUGGGUUGUUGUUAUAUGUCCAGCGUUAUUGGCGUCCUCCGUCGCUCUCUAGGCAGCAUGGCAAGCAGUUACGUUUCCGGCACUCACUCCAUGGCCUUCGUCACCGUACCAAAUAUGGACGUCGGCAAGAAACUUGCUCAUGGCAUCGUUCGAGGAAGACUGGCGGCCUGUGUGAAUAUCAUUCCAUCCGUGACGUCCGUAUACGAGUGGGAGAGGAAAGUCAAUGAGGACUCCGAACUCAUUCUGAUGAUCAAAACCUCGAGUGAGAAAAUUCCAGAUCUGUCAAAAUAUGUGCGGGAGAACCAUCCAUACGAUUGUGCUGAAGUGAUCAGCGCAAAGAUUGAGGACGGGAAUGAGCCGUACCUCAAAUGGAUCGGAGACACCGUGAACAAACCCGUCGUUCCAGCCAAAGGAGACGACAAAUAACAGUGAACAAUCAAUGACUUUUGAAUAGACAGCCAGGUCCCGUCUUAUUAAAAAAUCUUACGACAAAUUUAAGUUACGACUGAAUCUUAAGUUUAAAAAAAAUCAGAAAAUAUGGCUUAUAUUGUUUAAGCUAGGAGACACGUGAAAGAUAUACGGGAAUUAUCAGGAAACAGGAAAUAAACCUAUAAUACAUUAUUUGUUCACGAGUUUGCUUCUCAUUAGAUUGAUUAAUAUUUUUAAUUUGCAGUACGAUAUUUAAUAAGACAGGUCCCUGGUUUUGAUCAGUAUUUUUUAAAGACUACAUUUUGGUGAAUGUAAAUCAUGUUUAGAUUUGUUAAUGUCACGGGAAAGUAAACAAAACGAAUGCAAUUCGUAUGCAGUGCCCGUGGUUUUAAUGUUUCGCAGACAACAUUAACACUCGUAAAACGAGUAUAAUCCAUUGUAUUUUAGAUCUGAAUAAACGAUUACAAACGUACUCAAUAA
Molecule: messenger RNA, 1012 nt
Organism: Dreissena polymorpha
Lineage: Eukaryota; Metazoa; Mollusca; Bivalvia; Myida; Dreissenidae
Product: protein CutA homolog
Exons: 7
Coding region: 38-529 (163 amino acids)
Biological process (GO): response to metal ion
Molecular function (GO): copper ion binding
Source: RefSeq, a predicted model, not a curated record